AUAUCUAGUUGUUGUUCAUGGAACUGUCAUUUCUAGUGUUUCGCUUGUUGAUCUUUGUUGGUUUGAUUCGUCGAUGUCAUUAUUGGUAUAUCAUUUUCAAUAUCACUAUUGGGUAGGGUGA
This is a messenger RNA of Racocetra persica, 121 nucleotides long. The record is from the annotation of a GenBank genome assembly. Lineage: Eukaryota; Fungi; Glomeromycota; Glomeromycetes; Diversisporales; Gigasporaceae.